Messenger RNA from Mesorhabditis spiculigera, 1278 nucleotides. The record is from the annotation of a GenBank genome assembly. NCBI's taxonomy places the organism in Eukaryota, Metazoa, Nematoda, Chromadorea, Rhabditida, Rhabditidae.
AUGAACCAGUUCGACAGUAUGCCGAGGAUGGAGAGGACGCGCCGACAACGCGACCAUUCGGCGGAUCUCUCACUGUCCUGCAGAUCGGCAUCCUUCUCGAAAUGGCGUGGCCCGCCGAAGCGCAAGGCGAUGAGCGUUUGCUCUGGUGCGUCCUCGUUCGGGUUCGAUAUGGACAAUUCGGUCUUCUUACGAUCCGAAGAAUAUUGUCGAGCAACGACGGCUCGCCCGAGGAGAAAGAAGCCGAGCCUCGCGCAACCGACAGCUGUGAAAUCACGUCGAGAUCGAGAAGACGUUGCCGAAUCGGGAAGACCUACAUGCCUAUCCGACUUGCGCUCGUUGGCGACGCUGAACGACGGCGAGCCGAAUCGUGUCGACCUCUACGUGCCGCCCGUCCUCCGCACCGGGCGCAUCGACCCGCAGGGCUGCCAGAUCACGGCACAGUACAACGAGGCCACCCAGCGCAUGCGCUUCAAGUACCAGCUGUACUGGGAUGAGGUCGGGCUCGGCUCGGCGGCCGCCAGAAACGACAGGUCGCUGCUCUCGAGCAGCCGCGACGUGCGCACAGCCGUCCAGGAUCUGCCGGCCGUGCUGUGCGACGGGCCCUGCGGCAAGGAGUACGCGCCGGAGCACCUUAUUACAAUCGGCCUCUGCGGCCACUACUUGUGCAAUGACUGCUCGCAGCAGAAGACGAAAGGAGGGAUGAUGCGCUGCAUGGCCCCCUCCUGCGACCAGGACUACAAGGACAUGUGCAACAACACGAGCCGUGGUAGUAGUCGCGUCGAGCGGCGGCUGUCGUUAUGCUCGGCGGCCAGCGAGGAGCCCCCGCGCAGCCGCGAUACGGAUGGCUGGCCGAACGAGGGCACCCUGUGCGGCACGCCGAAGCAGUUGCAGUCCCGCCCCGCAACGGCGUUGUACACUGGCCACUCGUCGGACUGGACGCGCACCAUCACCCCGGUGCUCUCCGUCGAGAUGGUCGUCGUCCGCGUGCUCGUCGUCAAGAAAACCGGCUACCACACGGAGCGCAAGCAGGUUUACGAGGGUGAAUACGAAGGCAGCUUCCCGCUUGGUCGCGCCCUGAUGGCCGUGUUCGGCAACUGGGGCGAGGGCAAGGUGUACAUCUGCCACAAGCGCUUCGGGGCCCCAGACCAUCAUCUCGUCGAGCUGGACAUGGCCAAGGAGGCCAAUUCGCCCCUCAACAAGUUCACCGCGAUGACCCGCCGCGGGAUUCUGAACCUGGCCGUCGACUACAGUGGCCGCAUGUUCUCCACCAAGACGUUC